Messenger RNA from Pelagomonas calceolata, 1522 nucleotides. Lineage: Eukaryota; Pelagophyceae; Pelagomonadales; Pelagomonadaceae. The record is from the annotation of a GenBank genome assembly.
GGACUACUCGGCGCGCGUCUACGAGCAACAUUGGAUCGUGCGAGCAGCUGAACGAGGUCUGAGUCGGCGACUGGUAUUCCUGCUGCAGCUGCGGCGAGCCGUGCGAGUCCUGCUGCGGCCGAGUGGACAGGCUGCAGGAGAGCACCCUACCGCCAUUCGUGCGGCCUGUACCCGUGCAGUCGUUAGUCAUCGCAGGGACGGGGGGCAUCAACGCAAGCAAGCCGGCGCAGUCGUAGAAAUGUGGGACGACACCGCCGACAUGCCCUUCGAGCAGCGCUUCAUCGCGCACAGGACCGUGCCCGUCGGCCCCGCGGCGCUGGAGUUGGAGCAAACACCACCAACACUGGGCGGCACAGAUCCAUUAGGCACGGCCUGCACGGUGUGGAAGGGCGGCGAGCGGCUCGUGGAACUCUUGCAGUCGCGCCGGGAGCUCGUCGCCGGCAAACGCAUCGUCGAGCUGGGAAGCGGGACGGGCAUCGCCGGCCUCGCGUGCGCGGCGCUCGGCGCCGCCCGCGUCGUGCUCACAGAUCUGCCAGAAAACCUCGCCCUCCUCCGACGCAACGCGACGCGCAACGGCUGGGUCCAGUCCCUGUGUGGGUGCGACGUGUCGGUGGCGGCCCUCGAUUGGAAUACGGAUGCCCUGCCGGCCUGCGAUCUCGUGCUGGGCGCUGACGUCUGCUACCACCAGGACAGUGUACAGGCGCUGUGUUCGUUGGUGGACGCGGCGAUCGCGGCCGGCUCCACCGCUCUCCUCGCGUGCGAGCGGCACGAGCCAAUAGCCUACGCCUCCCUUGCCGCCGCGCUGCGGAGGCACGCCGUCGAGGUCCUCCUCCGCGACGAUGGGGGAAUGAGGCGCUUCGAGGUGCUGCUCGUGCGGCCCUCGGGGCGGGAGCGUGUCGCCAUGGACUCUCAUCCGCUCGCGGCGCCGCCCAAGACAGUCGCCGUCGACGCGAGCCGCCCCGACUGGGCCUCGCACUGGGCGCACGUAGCCGCCGCGCCCGACGACGGCCGCCUCGAGGCCGUCUGGGCGCGCGGCGACCGCGUGGAGAGCCUGCAGCUCGUCGCGGACGAGGUCGCGGGGAUGGCGGCGACGGCUCAAGACUUCGUGUCGGCCGUGCGGACGCUUGAUACCUUCGCCGCAUUGGUCCUCGCGCGCUUGCGGGAAAAAGAAAAGGACCAGCGCGCGACGCCGACGGCGCGCGACACGCACGGGAAUUGGAUGGCGAAGGUCCACGCGCUGCGGCUCCUCGCGCCGCGGUUCUAUGUGGAAAGUGCGCUACUGGGCUGUUGCGAGUUCGGCGACGAGGCCGUCGACGCCGUCGCGGCGCGGCUCGCGAGGGUUGCCCGCGGCUUCGGCGACGCGUCCCGGGGCGCGUUCGCGCGGUGUUACCUCAGCAAGUGCGCCCUGGCCGCGGGCGCGGACCGCGGCGUCCUGGCGGCGCUGCGCGACGACGUGGCCGGCGGCGACGGGCCGGCCGUCGCGUGGAUUUUGAAGGCUGCUGGCGGCGGGGCGCCUGUGUAG